Messenger RNA from Vidua macroura (Pin-tailed whydah), 1546 nucleotides. Its product is annotated as keratin, type II cytoskeletal 1-like. Gene Ontology annotation, molecular function: structural constituent of skin epidermis. Gene Ontology annotation, cellular component: keratin filament. Lineage: Eukaryota; Metazoa; Chordata; Aves; Passeriformes; Viduidae. The transcript is spliced from 9 exons. The annotation marks the transcript as partial. Gene Ontology annotation, biological process: keratinization; intermediate filament organization. The record is from RefSeq and is a predicted model, not a curated record.
CGGGAGUUUCAGUUCUUCUUCUGCUCACUGUGGGACCUUGGGUGGUGGAGACGGGAGAUUCAGAGGGUUUGGGCACGGGUACGGCAGCAGGAGCCUCCACAACCUUGGAGGGUUCAGGAAUGUCUAUACUGGUGGAGGCUACGGAGGAGAAGGAGUAAGAUAUGGGAGAUGCCUUGGCUUUGGUGGCUGGAGACAACCUGAGAGAGGCUUUGGUGGAAGAGGAUAUUUCAUGGGAGGUUUUCAAAGUGGUAAAACAGGGCUUGGUGGCACCUACAGAGAAGGUUCAGGCAGAGAGGUACUCGGAGGAGGCCUUGGCAUAGGGCAACAAGGGGCUGGACAGGGACUGGGACAGGCUGGAGUUCUCCGAGGCAUUGAGGAGGUCCAUGUCAACACCAACCUGCUGAGGCCAAUACAGCUCCAGGUGGACCCUGAGUUCCAGCAAGCGUGCUCAGAUGAGAAGGAGCAGAUCAAAGCUCUCAACAACAAAUUUGCAUCAUUCAUUGAGAAGGUUCAAUGUCUGGAGCGGCAGAAUCAGGCACUCUUGGCCAAGUGGGAACUUCUGCAGCAGCAAAGCUCUGGCCCCGAGGAGAGCAGGAACAUCAACAACUUCUUCCAGUCCUACAUCACCAACCUGCAGCGGCAGCUUGAGACCCUCCAGAGCCAGAAGGAGCAGCUGGAUCCCGAAGCCUACAACAUGCUCCAGCUUGUUGAGGAUUAUAAAAACAGAUUUGAGGAUGAGAUCAACAAACGCACAUCCAAGGAGGAGGAAUUUGUGGAGCUUAAAAAGGAACUGGAUAGUGCCUACAUGGGAAAAAUGGAGUUUGAUGUCCGAGUGGAUAUCCUGAGGCAGGAGUUGGAGUUCCUCCGGUGUUUAUAUGAAGCUGAGCUCUCCCAGCUGCAAACGGUUGUUGGGAACGUGGACGUUAUUCUGUCCGUGGACAACCACAGGGACCUGAACAUGGAUGGAAUCAUCGAGGAGGUCAGGCAGGAGUACGAGGGGAUGGCCCACAGGAGCACAGCUGAAGUGGAUGCCAUGUACCGGGGCAGGUACCAGGACCUGCAGAACAUGUGGGUGAAUCAACGAGAGCAGCUGAGGAACAGUCACCUGGAAAUCCAGGAACUUGCCAGGCAGAUCCAAAGACUCCAACCAGAAAUUGAAAUCGCAAGGAAAAGGAAUUCCAGCCUCCAGGACUCCAUUAAAGAUGCUGAGCACCGUGGGAGCUCAGCUGUCAGGGACGGCCAGGAAAAGCUAGAGGAGCUGGAAAAUGCCCUCCACCAGGCCAAGGAUGACCUUUCUCAGCUUGUCCAUGAUUACCAGGAGCUCCUGAAUGUGAAGCUGGGCCUGGACAUUGAGAUAGCCAUGUAUCGAUCGCUCCUGGAAGAGGAGGAGAACAGGAUCCAGGAAGGAUCACCAGCCACGAUCUGUAUCAUUGACCACAAUGCCAGAGCUUCUGGAGUCUCUGGAGGCAUAAAAAGUGUGAAGGGGAGAAUGAGUUCUGGUGAUACCAGUGGGAGUAGAAUGAAAGGGCCAGUCUCUGGAGGGGGA